This is a messenger RNA of Elgaria multicarinata webbii, 1179 nucleotides long. RefSeq names its product sphingosine-1-phosphate phosphatase 2 (gene SGPP2). Gene Ontology annotation, molecular function: sphingosine-1-phosphate phosphatase activity. Gene Ontology annotation, biological process: sphingosine metabolic process. The transcript is spliced from 6 exons. Gene Ontology annotation, cellular component: endoplasmic reticulum membrane. The coding region runs from base 1 to 1056 and encodes 351 amino acids. The record is from RefSeq and is a predicted model, not a curated record. Lineage: Eukaryota; Metazoa; Chordata; Lepidosauria; Squamata; Anguidae.
AUGGCCUGCCUGGUCCGCAGCCUCUGCGACUCGCAACCCGUCGCCCGCUUCCAGCGCCGCUGCGGGCUCUUCCCGGCCGGAGGAGCCGCCGGGGAGCAAUAUGUUGUAAAGAAUUAUUUCUACUACUACCUGUUCACGAUUUCAGCUGCUAUGGGUCAAGAAGUUUUCUACAUUACAUUCCUUCCAUUCACUUACUGGAACAUUAAUCCAUAUGUGGCCAGAAGGCUGAUAAUUAUGUGGUCUAUAGUUAUGUACAUUGGCCAAGUCUCCAAGGACCUUCUGAAGUGGCCCCGCCCUUGUUCGCCACCUGUUGUCAAGCUUGAGAAAAGGACAACUGCCGAAUAUGGGAUGCCCUCCACACAUGCCAUGGCAGCAACUGCCAUCUCUUUUACUUUCGUUGCAGUGACAGUGAACCAGUACAAGUACCCACUUGAACUUGGCCUGAUGGGAGCCUUUUUAUUUUCAACCCUCGUAGGCCUCAGCAGAAUUUACACAGGAAUGCACACACUGCUGGAUGUGAUCGUCGGCAGUCUGAUCUCAGCCCUCUUAACUGCUCUUGUUUAUCCUACUUGGGAUCUCAUUGAUCAUCUGAUGCUAAACAGCCCUUUGUGCCCUGCGUUCUGCAUCGUUGUGCCCCUCCUCUUAUGUUACAACUACCCAAAACUAAAUCAUUACAGCCCUACUAGAGCAGACACCACCACUAUUCUAGGAGCUGGGGCAGGAGCCACUAUUGGGUUCUGGAUAAAUAAUCGCUACAUCUCAGAUGCUUUGGCUGAAGCUGCCACGCAUCAUGUUCUCUCAGUCUCUGGUGAAAUGCUCUUGACCAUGCUUGCAAAGUUUUUGGUGGGAAUUGGUGUACUGGUGAUCACACGGCAGAUCAUAAAAAACCUGGCUCUUAAAUCGCUGUGUUCCUGGUACAAGGUUUCUAUUAAUGACCAUAAAGCUCUGCAGCAAUUCAGAAUUGAGGUGCCCUACAAAUUUAUAACCUAUUCUUCCAUUGGCUUGAAUUCUACCGUACUUGUGCCAUUACUGCAUAAGCUUUUGGGUUUAAAUUGAAUGCUGUGCAUUCCGCACCCCACCCCCUUCCCCAGGAAUAACCCAGAUUUUGGGAUGCAACAAAUGUGUAUCAUGGUAAAGACUUGAAUAAAAAAAGUAUUGUGCCUUUCUGCAUAGCUAAUA